AUGUUUGGCAGAAAAGAGAAAGUUCAAACGGUUGUUUAUUUCGUCACUCGUCGUUUGGCCUCCGGUCGUCUUUACAGACCGUCGACAAAUCUUACCGACACGGUCAUCGUAGUGACCGGCGCUGCAGCCGGAAUCGGUCGUGUUUCUGCUAGAGAAUUUGCAAAAUUGGGGGCGAAAGUUAUUGUCGGUAUACGCGGCCAAGAACGAGCCGAACAAGUAGCACAAGAAAUCCAACGCGAAGCCAGUAAUGGUAAAGUCACUGGUUACAACCUCGACUUGUCGAACUUAUCGACUGUGAAAACGUUUGCGGACAGAAUUUUAAAAAAUGAAAGUCAAUUGAAUAUUCUGUUGAACAAUGCUGCGACUACGUCGAAAAAAUAUCAGCAGACAGCCGACGGUAUUGAAUUACAAUGGGGAACAAAUCACGUCGGUCCCCAUUAUUUAACAAAACUUCUUUUACCAUUACUGAUCAACUCCAACGGUAGAAUAGUGAACGUCAGUAGCAACGCCCAUAGGUUAGUUCCAAAAACGGGAAUCAAAUACAAAGUUGAGCCGGAAACCUAUGCGAUAUUACUUGCCUACGCAACAUCGAAACUUGCAAACAUCUGGGAUGCAUUUGAACUACAACGGCGAUACGGUGAAAAGGGAAUAAAAGCUUAUUCACUACAUCCCGGAACAAUCCUUAGUACGGAAUUGGCUCGGCAAGCCCCGAAAUUUGUUAUUAUGAUACUGCAGUUUUUUGGUUUGCUCAUUGGAAAAACAAUGGACGAAGGAGCGAUGACCAGUCUAUUUUGUUCAUUGUCCGACGAAGCACAACCAGGAAAAUUUCAUUCAGAUUGUAAAGUCGCUAAUCCAAGUUCAAUUGGUUAUAAUCAGAAAAUGGCCGAAGAAUGCUGGAAUUAUACGGAAAAAAUGAUCGAAGAUAAAAUAUCUUAG
Messenger RNA from Didymodactylos carnosus, 936 nucleotides. Lineage: Eukaryota; Metazoa; Rotifera; Eurotatoria; Philodinida; Philodinidae. The record is from the annotation of a GenBank genome assembly.